Paramormyrops kingsleyae is the source of this 3189-nucleotide messenger RNA. The record is from RefSeq and is a predicted model, not a curated record. Lineage: Eukaryota; Metazoa; Chordata; Actinopteri; Osteoglossiformes; Mormyridae.
GAGCUGCAUCAGUAAUGGGGCACAGUGUGAGGCUGGGCUGGAGAAAGCACCAUCGCCCCCCCGACCCGCGUCAGCAUUGGUGCCGAUAAGCCUUUGUGCUCGCAAAGACUAGAUAAGUGGGACAGAGCACUUACACGCAACGGCCUGUCAUCUCUGCGCAGGCGGGCAGCCGCGGCUGUGCUUUUAUCACUGCGGUGACAGCGUAUGUCAACGAUGGACAGGCAAUUCCCAUGUGAGGUGGACGACUGGCAACUAACCUGUCCCGUGCCACUCCCGAAGGGGGUGUGGUCAUAAUAAAGGGGAAUCAGUGGAAGAGGCUGACAGCUUCAGACUGUUGGGGCGUGGCCUAUAAGUUAAUAGACCGAACACAACUCUGAUAUGCUAACACAGCUUCGAUACACUAACACAGCUAUGAUACACUAACAAAACUCCCUCACACUAACACAGCUAUGAUACUCUAGCACAGCUCCCUCACAGUAACACAACUCUGUUACGCUAACACAGUUUCCUCACACUAACACAACUCUGAUAUGCUAACACAGCUCCCUCACACUAUCACAGCUAUGAUACACUAACACAGCUAUGAAACGCUAACACAGCUCCCUCACACUAACACAGCUCUGAUACGCUAACACAGCACCCUCACACUAACACAGCUCUGUUACACUAGCACAGCUCCCUCACACUAACACAGCUAUGAUGCGCUCAGAUUCAUAGGCCUGGAGAAGCUUGGGACUCGCCAGGCAGCACAAGCCCAGCCGCUGCACCUGUCCCUGGGAAGCCUGCAGCGGGCAACACGCCUCACCAGGGCUUUUCCUUAAGCAUGUGUGUGUGCUGUUUAAAGUCAGCGAUAAAAUGCAUUUAGCCUGACACAGCUGGGUGGAAAAGAUUUAGGGGGGUAUUAGCAGUAAAUGAAGAGACAGUUAUUAACUGGAGUGUGAUUUGGCAGUCCUGAACACGGCUCAGGUAUUAAGCACACAUUAAUUUGAACCACACCUCUGCGAGCUUUGGGGGAGGGUGGCUGUGCAGCACAGAGAUAAGGUAGGCAAGUAGACGGGAGGUCAGGAAGCAGGAAGGUGGGAAGCAGGCAGGCAGUUGGGAAGCGGGUGAGCAGGAAGUGGGUUGUGGUGGGGAAGCGGUUGAGCAGGAAGAGAGUGGGUGGUCGGGAAGCGGACAGGCAGGCAGGAAGAGAGUGGGUGGUUGGGAAGCGGGCUGGCAGGCAGGAAGAGAGUGGGUGGUCGGGAAGCGGACAGGCAGGCAGGAAGAGAGUGGGUGGUCGGGAAGCGGACAGGCAGGCAGGAAGAGAGUGGGUGGUUGGGAAGCGGGCUGGCAGGAAGCAGGUGGGUGGUUGGGAAGCGGGCAGGCAGGAAGCAGGUGGGUGGUUGGGAAGCGGGCAGGCAGGAAUCAGGUGGGUGGUUGGGAAGCGGGCAGACAGGAAGCAGGUGGGUGGUUGGGAAGCGGGUGAGAAGGAAGCAGACUGGUGGCCUGGAAUCAAAGCAAAAUCAUUCCACCUUAUUCAGUGCUUUUGAAUGAUAGAGUGCGGGGGGGAGCGGUGCUGAAAGGUGGGUGGGGGUAACUGUUCUGUGAGAGGUUUACAAGCUGACAUGCAUCUUGAAAUCGUUUAAUCGAACAUUAUGUUCCACAGGCAUCCAGAAUUAUAAUUCUAAUGGCGCAGAUGUGCUUCUUGUCCCGGGUCGUGGGACGGCAUGGUCCAAUGCUAAACCCAAGUUCUGUGGGGCCAUGAAGCGGAAGCAUCUUCUCUAGCAAGCAAACAAAUUUCAGAGAGCAGACUGAGCUUGGGGGUGAUUUAAAGGAGGCGCUGGUGGCCGUAUGUCCUCUCAGCGUCCCUCUCUGUCUGUCCUCGUCCCCAACAGAGAGCAAGGAAAUGUACAAGAGGCAGGUGCUUUCCAUCUCCUGCAUCACGGCGGGAAUCAGCCUCCUGGGAACAUUCUGCAUCGCCCUCUACUGCCGCAACAAGCGGCGCAGUGAGAAGCUUCAGGCCCACCUGAAGGAGUGUCGCAGCCUGAAGUGCUACAGCUCCUCGGGGCUUCUGCCCAAAUCCAGCCUGAGGCCUCAGUGCGGCCUGCACCUGCAGAGCUAUGGAAAAGGUAAUGGGUCCUCCACUCCACACGGGGUCGCCAUUCGCAAAGUGGGCAUCCCGCAGCACUGCGCCGUGCCUGCCACCCGUCCCAGAGCCCCGCCCCCCGGGAAGCACCACAGCCCCAGCCAGCGAGCACGCCUCGCCCGACCCCACCGGACCCCACCCACUCCACGGGGACGCCUCAAUCCCAUUGGUGGCUGCAGGGACUCUGGACCCAUCUACCAGCACCUGCAGGAGGCCCAGUCCUCAGAUAGGGAGGCGGAGCCUUUACAAGAGUGUCCCAUCCUCAAGGCGGAUGGAGGUGGCGCACAGGACACCUCAUUAAAUAUGCAAGCCCCUGCCUCUGCUGUGGGUGGGCACCCAGAGGGCCCCGCCCCCUCGCCGUCAUUCCGCACUUGCUCCAUUCCCAUAAUCCCCUCUGUCCAGGGACAUUGCGGGGUUUCCUGUGAGCCAAUGGCUAACCUGGAUGCUGGCUGCCGUUGUUCGUUGCCACAAGGCCAGGUGGGGGGUCGCCCCUGUCGUCUGAGCACCGCCCAUCCUGCAGUGACGAGUGGAGGACAGCAGGGGUCGCCCUUUGCACUGGAAGCUAGACAGCGCCUCAGGGCCCUACCACAUAGCUACAGGAAGGCAGACGAUUGUGGUGCCAAGAAGAUGGACCAUUUCCCAUCAGCCACUGGAACUGAGACUAACGCACUGGCCCAGAAUGGACCUACAUUAGUGCAUCUGAGAGAAACAAUUACAGACUCUGUCUGGGUCAACCAGUGAAGCAGCUUAAGGGCGUGGCCAUCUUCUCUCUUUGGACCAAUCACAAACAAUGUGUUGGAUUUAAAACUCUGCAAACCUCAUGCAGGAAAGAGACAAGACAAGAAACACGAACAACAUUACGAAACACUGAAAAAAUGUGAAUAAAAAAGAGUGGAAAUAUUAACAAAACAAAGGAUGGUUUAGGGUGGAAAAAAACAAAUUAAAAAUAUGAAUAAUUUAUAUGUAUUUAUUUAAACAAGGAGCUUCUACUUAGAAAGAAAACCAAAUAGUCUGUCAUCUCCAUGGUGUUUUUAAUUGUUAAAAAAUAAAGAUGAGGAAUAUGG